AUGAGGCUAGUGUUAGUAUUAGUUUUAGUUGCAUUCAUAAUAGCAACAAAUGCAAGGCGGCUUCCCAAAAAAAAUGUGAAUCCCGUAGACGAGCCAGUGGAAGCACUGGUAGAUACACCGGUGGAGGAAAAAAAUGAAAAAUUAAUCGAUCAACAAGAUGCCGCUUCAGAACAUAAGAAAGAACCAAACCACAAUACCGAAUAUAAACGGGGUGGGGGCAAAGAUCAUAAUGCAGGUCAUUUAGAUGAACACGAAGAAAAGGGUCGUAAGGCAUAUAUAGGCCAUCAUCAUGAAGAAGAAGGAAAAAAGGGUCAUCACGACAGGGAGCAACAUAAAGGCGAGUAUAAUGAUCACGGAGCGCAUAAAAAAGAGCAUCAUCAUUCUGACGGUCAUUAUAAUGAGCAUCAUAGGGGCGAUAAGGGCGAAAAAGGCCACAAGUACGAAGAGAAGGGACACUACAAUAAAGGACAUUCUACUAAAGGGCAUCACGAAGUACAUAAACUUGAUGAAUUUAAGAAAGACAAACAUUUCUUCCAUGAAGAUGGUGAUUCUGCCCACGAGGAGCAGCACGGUGGUUUCCAUGAAGAACAUGGCCAUGAGGAGGGUGGUCACUUUAAGAAAGGACAUCUUGACGGUGGGCAUCACGAACAUGAACAUGGCGAAAAAGGUCAUCACGAGAAAGGAGGUCACCAUCAUGCGCAUAAAGGCCAUAGUAAAGCAGCUGGUCAUGAUGAACAUCAUCAUCAUCAUCACGACCACGCCAAUAAAGCAGGAAUUGAACAUCACAAGAAACAUGUGUAUAAAGAUGGUCAUUGAGAAUUUGUACAAGCGUACUAUGUUUGGCUGUAAUCUGUGGAAAAUGACAUGGCUAAUGAUAUUACCUGAUGCAAGUCUGAUGUGUUAUUUAUUUAUUGCUAAUAGUAAGUGCGUCCAAAA
Messenger RNA from Pararge aegeria (speckled wood butterfly), 936 nucleotides. RefSeq names its product histidine-rich glycoprotein-like. The coding region runs from base 1 to 816 and encodes 271 amino acids. The transcript has a single exon. Lineage: Eukaryota; Metazoa; Arthropoda; Insecta; Lepidoptera; Nymphalidae. The record is from RefSeq and is a predicted model, not a curated record.